AUGCCCGGACAGGAGAGCGAGGAGGCAUCCAAGAAGCGAGCUCCAGAAGCAGACGAUGAAGACGACGAUGCAGACAUUGGACCUAUGCCCGCGGCGGCCGUGGAAGAAGAGCCUACCAGGAAGCGUAAAAAGCAAAAGACUCUGGAACACGAAUCACUAUAUCUCGCAAAUCUCCCACUCAUCACAAUGUAUGAAAAGAGUCUGAUGCAUCGUGACAUUGUCAAUUUCGUAGAAGUCACAAAGACAGACUUUAUAAUCACCACCUCGAUCGACGGUCACAUCAAAUUCUGGAAAAAGACGGAACGCGGUAUCGAAUUCGUAAAGCAUUAUCGUGCUCAUCUGGGUGCUGUCGUUGCUAUUGCUGUUAGUGAUGAUGGAAGCUUGUUGGCUACUGCGGGGGCUGACAAGGCUCUAAAGAUAUUCGACAUAAUCAACUUUGAUAUGAUCAACUUGAUCAAGCUAUCCUUUCUCCCAAAAGCCAUUUGUUGGAUUUUUCGUAAAGGAGAAGCUCAGGCUUGGCUAGCAUGUACCGAUCGAGAUUCUUCUGCCAUUCACAUAUUCGACGGUAGAGGCGACGCUACGCCAUCUCAUACCAUAUCGAAUCUACAUAAUCAUCCAGUAACAAUCGUAAAGUAUAAUGCUAGCGCCGAAGUGGUUUUGUCUGUAGACGAUCAAGGAUAUGUCGAGUAUUGGGAGCCUGAUCCUUCUCAGGAGUUUCCACAACCUCUGCCACCCAAAGUCACUUGGGAGUUUAAAUCUGAUACGGACUUAUAUGAAUUCAAGAAGCUCCAGACAGUACCAUCAUCACUAAACUUUUCCAAAGACUAUUCCAAGUUUGUCACAUUCGGAUUUGGUGAUCGGAUUGUCCGAAUAUUCAAUUUCGCUACUGGAAAGAUCAUCAAAAAGUAUGACGAGUCGCUAGACGCUAUAUCUGAAAUGCAGCAGAAGGCUACAGCAAAGGAUAAGCUGGAUGAUAUGGAGUUUGGUAGAAGAUUAGCAUUAGAACGUGAGAUUGAAAAGACACCAGGUGGUCAAGCCUCAACGGUCAACGCAGUAUUUGAUGAGUCUGGUCAUUUCCUGCUCUAUCCAACACUAUUUGGAAUCAAAGUCAUCAACAUCACAACCAAUCGAGUUGUAAAAGUAAUAGGACGUGGAGAAACCCAACGAUUCAUGAACCUAGCUCUAUAUCAAGGUGCACCACGUAAAAAGACAUUAAUCACAAUGGCCAUGGCAGCAUCCGACAAUCCAGCCCUCCAAAACGCCGAAUUAUCCGACCCAACACUAUUUUGUACAGCUUAUAAACGAAACCGAUUCUAUUUAUUCACUCAACGAGACCCUAAUGAAGCUCAAGAACAGGGAACUGCAGGUGGCGGACGAGAUAUAUUCAAUGAGAAGCCAUCAAGAGAAGAAAUGACUGUUGCUUCUGCUUCAGCCAUGAGUUUGAAACAAGCUCUUGGGUCGACUGCUAUUAUUCAUACUACUAUGGGUGAUAUUCAUAUAAGAUUCUUUCCUGAAUAUGCACCGAAAGCGGUAGAGAAUUUUGUCGGGUUGGCUAAAAAAGGGUAUUAUAAUAAUUUGAUUUUUCAUCGAGUCAUUAAAGGGUUUAUGCUGCAGACGGGUUGUCCAUUUGGUGAUGGGACUGGUGGUGAUUCGUUGUGGGGAUCUGAUUUUGAGGAUGAAUUCCAUAAGGCAAUCAAACAUGAUCGUCCAUACACUGUAUCCAUGGCAAAUGCUGGGCCUGGAACCAAUGCAUCACAAUUCUUCAUUACUACUGCACCAACACCUUGGUUGGAUAACAAGCACACCAUCUUUGGUCGUGCUACUGCUGGCAUGGACGUGAUUCAUCUGAUUGAAAAUGUCAAGGUGGACAAGAAUGAUAAGCCAUGGCAGGAUGUCAAGGUUUUGUCUAUCGAAGUCCGAUAA
Molecule: messenger RNA, 1923 nt
Organism: Synchytrium microbalum
Lineage: Eukaryota; Fungi; Chytridiomycota; Chytridiomycetes; Synchytriales; Synchytriaceae
Exons: 9
Coding region: 1-1923 (640 amino acids)
Biological process (GO): protein folding; protein peptidyl-prolyl isomerization
Molecular function (GO): protein binding; peptidyl-prolyl cis-trans isomerase activity
Source: RefSeq, a predicted model, not a curated record